Molecule: messenger RNA, 1041 nt
Organism: Postia placenta MAD-698-R-SB12
Lineage: Eukaryota; Fungi; Basidiomycota; Agaricomycetes; Polyporales; Adustoporiaceae
Exons: 5
Coding region: 1-1041 (346 amino acids)
Cellular component (GO): P-body; CCR4-NOT complex; CCR4-NOT core complex
Molecular function (GO): poly(A)-specific ribonuclease activity; nucleic acid binding
Source: RefSeq, a predicted model, not a curated record
AUGUCUCGAAUACGAGAAGUAUGGGCUCCCAAUCUCGAACAGGAGAUGAACAACAUCCGCGAUCUAAUCGACAAGUAUCCCUAUGUCGCAAUGGACACCGAAUUUCCAGGCGUUGUGGCUCGUCCAAUAGGCUCCUUCAAGACAUCCUCGGACUACCAUUACCAGACGAUGCGAUGCAAUGUCGACUUGCUCAAGAUCAUUCAGGUCGGGCUCACCCUGGCGGAUGAGGAUGGGAACUACCCGCAGGAUGUCUCUACAUGGCAGUUCAAUUUCCACUUUAGCGUCAACGAAGACAUGUAUGCCCCGGAGUCUAUUGAGCUGUUGCAGAAAUCGGGCAUCGACCUGCAGCGGCAUGAAGAGAUGGGCAUUGAACCAAACGACUUCGCGGAGCUUAUGAUCACGUCGGGAUUGGUGCUGGCGCCGGAGACAAAAUGGAUCUCGUUCCAUAGCGGCUACGACUUUGGCUACUUUGUGAAGCUCCUCACUGCCGAAUCAUUACCAACAACAGAAGAGACGUUCUUCGAUGUUUUGCGGACAUGGUUUCCGACAAUAUACGACAUCAAAUUCGUAAUGCGGGCGUGCAAAGUCCUCAAAGGAGGAUUACAAGAUGUUGCAGAUGAUCUCGGUGUUAUGCGAAUAGGGCCCUCACAUCAGGCCGGGUCCGACUCGUUGCUGACCGCGUCCACAUUCUUCAAGAUGCGCGAAUUAUACUUCAACGAUUACAUUGACGACGCGGAGUACAAUCACAAGCUAUACGGCCUCGGUCAAACGUUCACUACAAACGGCAUCUCAGAGCCCGUGCGCGGGAGCGCCGCGACCAUCGCCGAGCGGGAGGACCGUGGGCCCGCACGCGACGCACAUAACCAGACGCCAGGUCCAGCGCAGGGCCAGAGUAUGGCCGGCAUCGCAAUGUCGCUCGGCGGCUCAAUGUCGACACCAUCGAUGGCGACUCAGUUACCGACGCCGCUCCCGUCCGCAUCCCCGUACGGUCCUAUGAAUGGCCCAUAUAUGCGGACGCCAAUUGGCGUCGGCGGGCGAUAG